Messenger RNA from Ricinus communis (castor bean), 3292 nucleotides. RefSeq names its product protein CLMP1. NCBI's taxonomy places the organism in Eukaryota, Viridiplantae, Streptophyta, Magnoliopsida, Malpighiales, Euphorbiaceae. The record is from RefSeq and is a predicted model, not a curated record. The transcript has a single exon. Gene Ontology annotation, molecular function: protein binding. The coding region runs from base 425 to 2779 and encodes 784 amino acids.
CAAUACAAGUAGUCUACUCAUCCAAGGGUUGGUAAUGACCUAACACCAGGGUCCAUCUCCUAUUUGAUUAAAUUAAUCUGCUGAAUGCACCAUCUAGGGUUUCCCCUUUCCAAAGCCCACUUCCUCCUCCACUUCUUUACCUCCGCUCAACGCUCAGCAAUUCUCUAAUUCCCACUAUUAACUUUCAUCCUAGCUUCAAUUUUGAUAGUUUACAAGCUACAAAGACUUCAACUUUCUACCUGACCUUGUAAGUACUCUUUGCUUCCCCUCUCUCUCUCUCUCUCUCUCUCUCUCUUUCUUUCUUUUUUUUUUUUUCAAUUAUUAGAGCUCAACUCUCAAUCAUAGUUUGAUUUAAUAAGAGCUUGGAUAUCUAUAUACCCGGGUGUUAUUGAGUGGGUGAGGUAUAAGGGUGAGGCUAAUUUUUAUGGGGAAAUCAGGUGGUAGGAAAAAGAAGGGAAGUGCUGGUUUAAAUCAAGUAUUAUCAACUGGUGAUAACGGUAGUAGUUCAAAUUCAACAACCACCCCAAAUGCUAAUGGUGCUGUCGAUUUUGACUCUUCAAUAUUUUUGAAACGAGCUCAUGAGCUCAAAGAAGAAGGGAACAAGAGGUUCCAAAACAAGGAUUAUGUGGGUGCUCUUGAACAGUAUGAUAAUGCUCUUCGAUUGACUCCCAAAACCCACCCUGAUCGUGCUGUGUUCCACAGCAAUAGAGCCGCUUGCUUGAUGCAAAUGAAACCUAUUGACUAUGACACUGUCAUUGCCGAAUGCACUCUGGCCCUUCAGGUUCAGCCACGCUUUGUAAGAGCUCUCCUUAGGAGGGCUCGAGCAUUUGAGGCCAUUGGCAAGUAUGAAAUGGCUAUGCAGGAUAUUCAGAUAUUGUUAGGAGCUGAACCAAACCACCAAGAUGCUUUGGAGAUUGCCCGGAGAUUAAGAACAGCAUUAGGUCCUCGCCAGGAGUCUCAGCAGGACCUUCAAAGCCGUCCUUCUCCUGCUGCAUUAGGAGCAUCUGCAGUUCGUGGUGCACCAAUUGCUGGUCUUGGGCCUUGUUUACCAGCCCGUCCCGUAUCCAAGAAGGCUGCAACUCCACCUGCGGGAUCAGCUAUUUUGGCUGGUAACAAGCUGGAAAAGUCACAAGUAAAUGUGAUUAGUGAAAAUGGUCCUGAGAGCAAAACCCAGCUUCCGAAACUUGUGUUGAAGCCUUCAAGUGGCUCUUCAAAACCUACAGCUGUUCUGGCCAAGGAUAACCGAGGAGAAUCAUCACUAUCUUCAUCAAUGUCAUUGCCCAUUCACGGGCAGGUCUCGGAGGUAGCAGUUCAGUGGAGGCCGCUGAAACUUGUUUAUGAUCAUGACAUAAGACUAGCACAGAUGCCAAUGAACUGUAGUUUUAAAGUGCUAAGGGAUAUAGUGAGCAAACGUUUUCCAUCUUCGAAAUCUGUCCUGAUCAAAUAUAAAGAUAAUGAUGGCGAUUUGGUGACUAUAACAUGUGCAGCUGAACUCAGAUUGGCAGAGGCCUCUGCAGACAGCCUCUUGCCUAAGGACCCUAAUACCGGUAAAACUGAUGCAGCUGGGAUGUUAAGAUUACAUAUUGUUGAGGUGAGUCCUGAGCAGGAGCCUCCUCUGCUGGAAGAAGAGGAGGAGAAACCUUUUGAGGCUGAAAGGACCAAGGAGGAUGAAAGUGGGUCCCAUUCAUCACUUGGUGAAUCAGUGCUGGAAACAGUUGAUACUGAAAUUGAUAAGGCAGAGAAAGAGGCCCCAAAGGAGAAAACAGGGGCUUCUGAAGAUCCAGAGAGCAGAGAAGUAGAGAUGGAUGAUUGGUUGUUUGAGUUUGCUCAGCUUUUCAGGACUCAUGUUGGUAUUGACCCAGAUGCUCAUAUUGACUUGCAUGAGCUUGGAAUGGAGCUGUGUUCUGAGGCACUUGAGGAGACUGUGACAAGUGCAGAAGCUCAAAGUCUCUUUGACAAAGCUGCCUUAAAGUUCCAGGAGGUAGCUGCUCUGGCUUUCUUCAAUUGGGGAAACGUUCACAUGUGUGCGGCAAGGAAACGGAUUCCCUUAGACGAGUCUGCUGGAAAGGAGGUAAAAGCAGCACAGCUUCAAGCAGCCUAUGACUGGGUGAGGGAUAAAUAUUCUUUAGCCAGAGAGAAGUAUGAGGAGGCGCUGUUAAUCAAGCCGGACUUCUAUGAGGGGCUGCUGGCACUGGGACAGCAGCAGUUUGAAAUGGCCAAACUUCAUUGGUCAUUUGCACUUGCUAAGAAAAUUGAUCUCUCAGGCUGGGACUCUACAGAAACUCUUAAACUUUUUGACAGUGCAGAGGAGAAGAUGAAAGCAGCAACUGAGAUGUGGGAAAAGCUGGAGGAGCAUAGAGCGAAUGAGCUAAAAGAUCCUAGUGCAAGCAAGAAGGAAGAAGUGUUGAGAAGAAGGAAGAAACAAGGAAGCAUUGAAAGUGAAUCCUCGGGUAAUGGCGGUCAGGGUGAGAUUUCACCAGACGAAGCAGCUGAACAAGCAGCAGUGAUGAGAUCGCAGAUACACCUCUUCUGGGGUAACAUGCUUUUUGAGAGAUCCCAAGUUGAAUGCAAAUUGGGGAUGGAUGGUUGGAAAAAAAACCUUGAUACUGCAGUUGAACGUUUUAGGCUUGCUGGAGCUUCUGAGGCUGACAUUUCAAUGGUUUUGAAAAACCAUUGCUCCAACAGGGAAGCAGUUGAAGGAGGUGAGAAAAAGGCUGAGAAUGCCAACACUGACACUGUUGGCGAAGUAGAAAAGAGCAAGGAGAAGGAUAAAGCAUGAGAGAAGUAAUUAAGUACUCUGAUUUUAUCUCUGAUACUCCAUGGUGUCAACGAAUUACCUCCAUAUGUUCUCCCUAAUAAUGAGCAUGAACUGGAACAUGGAAAUGCUCGUCUUCUCAGCUGAAGGGUUGAAUUGUGGAUUGUUUUCUCUUUUGGAAUUGAGAAUUUUUGUCCGAGCAUUGAAUAUCAGCAGUGAUGUAUUUGAGAGAACUUUCUUUAUAAGGCCUCCAAUUUCUUCGAGGUGAUGUUUCUCUGUUCACAUACUAAUGAUUUUCUCAUAAAUUAGUUUUUGGUCUAGGACUUUUGACAUUAGUGCUUGAUCUUAGUGUGGUUUAAUAAUGAGAUCCCUGAUUCUUAUGUAACAUUGCUUGUUUCAUUAUUUGAACCUAUAGAUAUGUUUUCAGUUUUAAAAAUCUGUUCACUUAUAAUUUUGAUUUGUUGAGCUGCUGGGUGUAGCAUGCAGAAAUUGUUUUUAGUAAAUUUAUGAGACAGUGACGAAAUGGAUUCUCUCUUA